Messenger RNA from Scaptodrosophila lebanonensis, 3184 nucleotides. RefSeq names its product histone-arginine methyltransferase CARMER (gene Art4). NCBI's taxonomy places the organism in Eukaryota, Metazoa, Arthropoda, Insecta, Diptera, Drosophilidae. Gene Ontology annotation, molecular function: protein-arginine N-methyltransferase activity. The transcript is spliced from 5 exons. Gene Ontology annotation, biological process: peptidyl-arginine methylation. The record is from RefSeq and is a predicted model, not a curated record. Bases 392 to 1993 code for a protein of 533 amino acids.
UUGCAAAAAACACGCACGUUCUGUGUCAAAUCAAUACGAAUUCAACAAAAAUCGAUUGAUUUUUGCUUAAGCAGCGACCAAGACCGCGCCACAACGUAAUAUAAUUCAGCCCUCAAUCAACCAGCGGCUAACGCGUGCAUUGCUCAAGCUCUUUGACCAGCGCCAACAACAAAGAGCCCGUCAUUUUGUUGUGGAAAAUUUUGCAGCCGCCACCGAAAGAAAAAAAAAUUUGUGCGUCGCACGUCUCGCGUGUAUCUGUCUCUGUGUAUGAGUCUGGGUGCAUGGCCAACAAUACAAUUGUGUCAAUUAUUAACGUAAAGCAUUGUGAUUUACCCCUUUUCCUACGUUAAAAACUUAAGAAAGCGCACCCGCAACAACAUCAAAUUCGAAUAUGUCCACUUCUAGCCGAGUCGAGCAAAAUAAUAAAUACAGCACGGUCGCUGCCGCUGCAACUUCCACUGCCAGCGCAGCAGCGAUUGCCAACGCCAAUAGCGUGGCAUCGCUUUCUGGCGUCGUCGAUUUUGUUGGCCACUCGCUGUCAACUUCAAAAUUCACGGGCGUCGUAAUUAGCGCGAUUUGUGAUGAGCAAAAGCUCGAAUUUAGCAACAAAUACAAGGGCAGCUGUACGCUGCUCUGCAGCUACGACUCCCAAGGCGUUGUGCUGCGAAUUGUGCUUGAUAACGAUCAUGAGCAUCUGCUUAAGGAGUACAUGAUCUCGGCCGAUACGGAUGCGGCACAGUUGGGCCGGCGUACCUAUGCUAUUUCGCUAGAUGCGGAAAAUCUGGUGCUGCGUUUCGCUAGCGACCAGGAUCAGCAACUCUUCCGUAAAGUGGUGGAAAAUGUGAAGCACUUGCGGCCAAAGUCUGUCUUCUCGCAGCGUACGGAGGAGUCGUCCGCCUCGCAGUACUUCCAGUUCUAUGGCUACCUCAGUCAGCAGCAGAACAUGAUGCAGGACUAUGUGAGAACAAGCACCUAUCAGCGCGCCAUACUGGGAAAUGCGAUUGAUUUUCAGGAUAAAAUUGUGCUAGACGUAGGCGCCGGUUCCGGGAUACUCUCGUUUUUUGCCGUGCAGGCAGGCGCUGCCAAGGUGUACGCCAUUGAAGCAUCUAAUAUGGCGCAGUAUGCGCAGCAAUUGGUUGAAUCGAAUAAUGUGCAGCACAAGAUCUCUGUGAUACCCGGCAAGAUCGAGGAGAUCGAAUUGCCCGAAAAAGUGGAUGUCAUCAUAUCGGAGCCGAUGGGGUACAUGCUUUACAACGAGCGCAUGCUGGAAACCUAUCUACAUGCCCGCAAGUGGUUAAAGCCACAGGGGAAAAUGUUCCCCACACAUGGUGAUCUGCAUAUAGCGCCAUUUUCUGACGAAUCGCUGUACUCGGAGCAGUACAACAAGGCCAAUUUCUGGUAUCAAUCAGCGUUUCAUGGUGUGGACCUAACCACGCUGCAUAAGGAGGGCAUGAAGGAGUACUUCCGUCAGCCGAUUGUGGACACUUUCGAUAUACGCAUCUGCAUGGCCAAGUCAGUGCGACAUGUUUGUGACUUUCUCAACGACAAGGAGGACGACUUGCAUGUUAUCGACAUUCCCCUCGAGUUUCUCAUACUGCAGACGGGCAUUUGUCAUGGGUUGGCCUUCUGGUUCGACGUUGAGUUCAGUGGCAGUAGCCAGAACGUAUGGCUUUCCACCUCGCCGACGGCACCCUUGACCCAUUGGUAUCAGGUGCGCUGCCUGCUGCCCAUGCCAAUUUUCAUCAAGCAGGGACAGACACUGACAGGACGGGUGCUGCUGGAGGCCAAUCGGCGGCAGUCCUACGAUGUUACCAUUGAUUUACAUAUCGAGGGCACACUGAUAUCGUCCAGCAACACAUUGGAUCUUAAGAAUCCGUAUUUUCGGUACACGGGGGCACCGGUGCAAGCGCCGCCGGGAACUAGCACGCAGAGCCCUUCUGAGCAGUAUUGGACGCAGAUGGACACGCAGGUCACGCGUAACUGUAGCUACUAGCAUGCUAAACGGAGGUCUUAAUGUCAAUGGCAUGGGCGACACGGCCAUGGACAUAACACACGGCCUCAUACAUCAGCACUAGGCAGCGCUGGAACUUUGGGAAAAUUUGUAAUGCUGUAUUUUCAUGAUUGACACCGCCCCCACCACCCCAACCAAUUUGUGAAUUUUGUUGUUUUCGUGUUAUUGCUUUGUGGAAUUGUAUGCGUCCCCUUUUUAAAUAUGUUUAUGUUAUUUUUUGUUAAUUAUCUUAUGUACUCGAAAAUUUAAUUUCCUUAGGCUUUUAUGUAUUCAAAUCUCCUAAUUUUUGCUCCCAGCAUUUGUUGUAUGCUUGUAUUUUGAAUGAACUAUAUAUACUACGAAUAAGUUAAAUGAGCCCGAUAAAGUAAUCAUUGAAAACGUCGACAGCAAACAAUCAACAAGGCAGACUAAAGUAGUUGUUUAGAACACGCAGCAUAUAUAUAUGUAAGCUAAUUUUAGCCACUAGUGUUUAAAGAUUUUAACGUUACAUAAAUGUAAACAAGAUUCGUCAUAACUAUAACUGUAACACGUAAUAUAACUGUAGUAGACGUUAAGCUUAAAGUUUCUUAGUUAAUGCAGUUGAAAAGCUUUGAACAAAACCAACCCACAUUUAUACAUAUAAAACAUCGCAUGUGCUGCAUAUGAGUUUUAAAGAUGAAGACGUAUUGUAUUUAAAUUGUUUUAUGUACCUCCAACAACUAGUUUCAAUUAUUUGUAAAAUGCAAUGUCUAAAUGUGUUUAAUGCUGUUCAGUUUGCGAGCAGCAGCGAUAGGGAUACGAAAAGCAUUUAGUUUUAAGUUAAUUUAUCUGAAGUCGCCGUCGAGAUUAUAAGUUACCUAUGUAUGUAUUUGUAAAGUGUGAAUGUCUCGUUCCGCCCGCCGUUUUGCUUUAAGUUAUACCAUUUAGUAAGGGUUUUGUGUAUGUACGUCUUCUUAUUAUAAUGAUAUCCCCCACAUAUUUAUACUUAUGCCACAUAACUGAAAAUAAUGCAAGAGACUUGUAACGAAUCAAUGCAUCUAAGCUGCUCCACCCAGCUCCUCGCAUCAAGCUGCCAGCAUGCCAAGCGUACAUACCUACACACAUGCACCUUUGUUUGGUGGCCUGUGUGUGUGCUAUGCAUGCCCAAGCAUAAUAGUAAUACAUAAAUACGUAUCCUCUACAUAUAAACAUAUA